UUUUUAUGUAAAGGAGACAAGAGUAAGCUCUUGCAUGCCUUUCCAGUGUUUGAGGAUGCUGAUGGUGGCUGUGUCCAUGCUCCAGUAGAAUACACCCCUACCAAAGAGCUUGCUGAGUCAGUCAGCAAAUAUGGGCCUGAUGCCAAUUUUACCAUUAUGCAACUUGAAAGACUUGCAACCAUGGCAAUGACACCCAAUGACUGGCAGAACACAGUGAAGGCUGCACUUUCUAGUAUGGGACAAUACAUGGAAUGGAAGGCCUUGUGGCAUGAUGCCUCCCAGGUUCAGGCCAGGGCUAAUGCCAAUGCGGAGGGCAAUGAAAGGUACCGGACCUUUGACUUGUUGAUGGGUCAAGGACUCUUCGUCUAUAACCAAACAAACUAUGAUUGGGGAGCUUAUGGCCAGGUCUCGGCAGCCGCUAUCAAGGCGUGGAAAGCUCUCUUGAAGAAAGGUGAGGCAGGAGGACAUUUGAAAAAGGUCGUACAGGGCCCCCAAGAGCCAUUUUCUGAUUUUGUGGCCCAGAUGAUUGAGGCGGCAGGUAUAAUUUUUGGAGACCCAGAGCAGGUCAAACCAUUAAUUGAACAGUUGGUUUUUGAAAAUUUGCCUUUGUUAAAGUGCUUUAUCACUGUGACUGGAGAGGACAUGGGGACAAGAUACUAUUUUUAA
This is a messenger RNA of Mastomys coucha (southern multimammate mouse), 666 nucleotides long. RefSeq names its product igE-binding protein-like. The transcript has 2 exons. The annotation marks the transcript as partial. The record is from RefSeq and is a predicted model, not a curated record. Lineage: Eukaryota; Metazoa; Chordata; Mammalia; Rodentia; Muridae. Gene Ontology annotation, biological process: viral process.